GGGCCGGACAGGGACGAUUGGCUGGAGCGGGAGCCUCAGCCAGACCCAGACCAGACCAGACCUGGAGGUCCCAGAGACAGAGCCCACCACGCGGCCCGCGCUGACUGGCCACCCCUGGGACUGUGCACCUGGCGCCCUCGGAGGAGCUGCGGAAAACGCCCAGCCACAGCCCGCCACAGACCAGGGUCCCUCCCCGACGUAGCCCCGCACCCACCCCCUUCCCAAAGCUGGGACUGCGGACCCCAGCCAGCCUGGCAUUCUGCCCUUGGACACAGAGCAGGGGCACCCCGAGGCCGGUUGGGGCUGACUCCUCUGAGCUCUCCAUCCAGAGACUGUCCCGCCGGGCCCGCAGAGCCAGUAAGUCCCCCCAGAAGCUGGGGACCCCACAUUCUGAGCCCUUAGGACAAUGAAGAAGAAGCUCGUGGUGGGGCUGGGCAUCCUGAUCACGGCUGCCAUCGUGGCCUUGAUCCUGGGCCUCAGCCUUGGCCUCCAGGGCAGACCAGCCACUUCCCACGUCUAUAAGAGAGCCGCCGUGGCCGCCGAUGCCAAGAAGUGCUCCGAGAUUGGGAGGGACGCGCUGCAGGACGGAGGCUCGGCGGUGGAUGCGGCCAUCGCGGCUCUGCUCUGCAUGGGGCUCAUGAACGCCCACAGCAUGGGCAUCGGCGGGGGCCUCUUCUUCACCAUCUACAACAGCAGCACUGGAAAAGCAGAAAUCAUCAACGCCCGCGAGGUGGCCCCCAAACGCUCCUUCAGCCACAUGUUCAAUUCCUCGGCGCAGUCCCAGAAAGGAGGACUGUCCGUGGCCGUCCCCGGGGAGGUCCGAGGCUACGAGCUGGCCCACCAGCGGCACGGGAGGCUGCCCUGGGCCCGGCUCUUCGAGCCCAGCAUCCGGCUGGCCCGCGAGGGCUUCCCGGUGGGCAAAGGCCUGGCGAACGCCCUGUUCAAGAAGCGCGAAGCCGUCGAGGGCAACCCGAGCCUCUGCCACGUGUUCUGCCGGGACGGGAAGAUCCUCAAGGAGGGCGAGACCGUGAAGAUGCCCCAGCUGGCGGCCACCUACGAGACGUUGGCCCGUGAGGGCGCCGACGCCUUCUACAGCGGGAGCCUGGCGCCCCAGAUCGUCCGUGACGUGCAGGCGGCCGGGGGGAUCCUCGGCCUGGACGACCUGGCCAGCUACCGGGCGGAGCUCAUCGAGAACCCCCUGAACUUCAGCUUGGGGGACGCCACCCUCUACACGCCCAGCGCCCCCCUGAGUGGCCCCGUGCUCGGCCUCAUCCUGAACAUCCUCAAGGGGUACCACUUCUCCGAGGCCAGCGUGGGCCCCCCGAAGCAGAAGGGCCUGACGUACCACCGCAUCGUGGAGGCCUUCCGCUUUGCCUAUGCCAAGAGGACGCUCCUGGGGGACCCCAAGUUUGAGGACAUUUCUGGAGUGCUCCGGAACAUGACGUCGCAGCACUUCGCGGAGCAGCUGCGGGCUCGGAUCUCCGACGAGCAGACGCACGACUUCCAGUACUACGAGCCGCAGUACCUGGUGCCCGACGACGGCGGCACGUCCCACCUGUCCGUGGUGUCGGAGGACGGCUCCGCUGUGGCGGCCACCAGCACCAUCAACCUCUACUUCGGCUCCGAGGUGCUGUCCCCGCACAGCGGCAUCCUGUUCAAUGACGAGAUGGACGACUUCAGCUCCCCCAACAUCACCAACGAGUUUGGGGUCCCCCCGUCCCCGGCCAACUUCAUCAAGCCAGGCAAGCAGCCCCUCUCGUCCAUGUGUCCCUCCAUCCUGGUGGGCCCCGACGGGAAGGUCAGGAUGGUGGUCGGCGCAUCGGGCGGCACCCAGAUCACCACGGCCACAGCCCUGGCCAUCAUCCAGCACGUGUGGUUCGGCUACGACGUCCGCAGGGCCGUGGAGGAGCCGCGGCUGCACAACCAGCUUCUCCCCAACACCACGACGCUGGAGGCGGGGCUGGAGGAGGCGGUGGGCGCCGAGCUCCGGGCCCGGAAGCACCACACCGAGACGACGCCGGACUUCAUCGCCGUGGUGCAGGCGGUCGUGCGCACUCCGGCCGGCUGGGCCGCCGCCUCGGACCCCCGCAAGGGAGGGGAGCCGGCGGGCUACUGAUCCUGAGAGGCGGGUGGGGGGCUGCGUGUGUGACGAGCUGCUGGUUCAAGCAAUAAACGAGCCGGACUCGC
Molecule: messenger RNA, 2187 nt
Organism: Monodelphis domestica (gray short-tailed opossum)
Lineage: Eukaryota; Metazoa; Chordata; Mammalia; Didelphimorphia; Didelphidae
Product: glutathione hydrolase 1 proenzyme-like
Biological process (GO): glutathione catabolic process; regulation of inflammatory response; peptide modification
Cellular component (GO): plasma membrane
Molecular function (GO): glutathione gamma-glutamate hydrolase
Source: RefSeq, a predicted model, not a curated record